AUGCAGACCUUUCCCCCACGCACCCUUGAUGCCAUCCUCCAAGACGACGUGAGCAAAACACAAAGCGCAUUCGAAAAAGACAUCCUCCGCAACUACCUUCUGGCAGCCAACCCAGCCCUACUUCCAUACAUCCGAGACGCCCACACUACUCCACUCGGGUUGGUUGAUGCAUGUCACGAAUAUCGCAAACCCCGUAUCAUCUUUGAUGCCACCCACCAUCCUUCCCUGACAGCCAUGGCAGUCAACGAUUUCACUUCUAAAGAAACUGAACCCGAAAUCUGCUUCCCGAGGUCAUUUCCCAACUUCUUGAUCUGGAUCUACAACCUUCGCAUCACCUACCCAAAAGAGGAAAUCUACAUUUGCGACGAUGAUGUAUCUGGCGCCUUCCGCC
Cylindrotheca closterium is the source of this 391-nucleotide messenger RNA. The record is from the annotation of a GenBank genome assembly. Lineage: Eukaryota; Bacillariophyta; Bacillariophyceae; Bacillariales; Bacillariaceae.